Molecule: messenger RNA, 3513 nt
Organism: Endocarpon pusillum Z07020
Lineage: Eukaryota; Fungi; Ascomycota; Eurotiomycetes; Verrucariales; Verrucariaceae
Exons: 2
Coding region: 1-3513 (1170 amino acids)
Biological process (GO): phosphorylation; phosphorelay signal transduction system
Molecular function (GO): phosphorelay sensor kinase activity
Source: RefSeq, a predicted model, not a curated record
AUGGAUCAGAGUGGCCACGUGUCUAAAAAGCGAGAGCUCCACGAAAGCACUCCGGAGCUAUCAGAUGGGCUUUCAGACUUCAACGAGGCCGGGCUCGUUGACCUACUCGAAAACGAUCCUAGACCCACAUUUCUCAUUGAUUUUGGGGGUCAUGGCUCGUUGAGUGGCACUGGAGCGCAUUUCGUCUACUGCAAUGAUUCUCUGAGAAGUAACGCGAGUAUAUGGGAACAGGUUCAGUCGCUAUACAGCCCAGCUACGGCGAGUCAUGACCUUCCUUCCAGGUCAUUCCGGCAAUGGACACUUCAAACCACCCAGUCCCCUUCUUGCAAGUCAAGAAGCGCUUGCAAGUCGUUCACGGGCUUCAUCUGGACUAUUGUCACGGUUCGAGAUCGCUGGAACCUUGUCAGUGGCUUGUCUAUUAGCGCAAUAGAUUGCCUGCAUGAGGGUGACAGUGAAGCCACUAUACCUUUCUCCACAGAACUGAGCGCCGUCGGUCGAAUCUCUCAGAUGAGUUCCUUAGAGGGGAAGGUGCUGAGAACGCUGGAUUGGACCUUACCAGAUUCCUGCUUCCAGACUUCUUCACACAUAGAAUGGGUGCGUAACUUCGACUGGGGCUCAACACCUCUUGGUAAAAUGAGAGAUUGGUCUAGCCACCUUCGGCUGGCUAUCAAUAUGGUCAUGUCAGAUCCUUCACCAGCCGUUUUAUACUGGGGACAGGAGCUGACCACGAUUUACAACGAGGCUUACAUUCCAGUAUGCAGAACGAAGCACCCCUGGGCUCUAGGCCGGUCUUUUGGAGAUGUUUAUUCGGACGUAGAAAACGAGUUCGGAGAUUUUCCCGAUUCCGUGUGGGCCCAUGGACGCGAGCAAGGCCAGGCCACUGGCGCGGACGAACGAAGAUUUGUCCUGGCCAUGCACAGUGAAUUUCUUGAGGAGAUAUUUUUCUCUUACUCAAUUCUUCCAAUGCUUGAAAGCAGCGGACAGGUGGGAGGUUUCUACACCGCCUUCAGAGAUGUCACGCGCGCUGUUGUGGCUGCUCGGCGAGGGUCUACAUUGCAGGCGGUUGUUGAUGCUAGAGGGGACGGCACAGAUCCAGAAGCUUUCUGGCGGAAACUUGUUGACGCUGUCUCUUCUAAUGGAAACGACUCAGUAGCUGCAUUCGCCUAUUCCGCUCGAGGCACUCGGGUUGGGGCGUCAAGUAUGAGCACAGAGACUACGAAGACCACUGUUCUAGAGGCCUUUUCCGGUGUCCCCACUGAUACAAGGGGAGUACCAUGUGCUCAUGAUAUGUUGAGGAAGAAUGUCGCUCUUAUCGCUGCUUUUGAUGAGGCUUUGAAAACCGGCUUACCACAGCGUUGUGAGAUUGAUGAUUUAAUACUAGCACAAAAUUUGUUGCACCCGACCCAACCACUGAAUGACAGGAACAUUCCGAAGGAGAUUGCUUUCUGCGCCACUGAUCCUCAAUUGCCCUCUCAAGGCCUCCUCGCAAUAGCCCUCAAUCCUUUACGGCCAUAUGACGUUGACUACGAGCAUUUUCUGGCAACCAUGACUCGAGAGAUCUCCGCUUCGCUCGCCACAUUUGACAGAGCCCGUUUUGCAGAGCAAGCGAUCAUCGAGAGUGAAUUGCGCUUCAGCCAAAUGACAGCAACGUCUCCGGCCGCUCAUUUUGAGGUCAACCUGGAAGGUCAAAUACUCUAUGUGAACGAUAAGUGGCAUGACAUCACGGGGAUGCCUCGGGCUGGGCACGAAAUCCCAGCUAUGUCAUGGCUGCACAUGGUCUACGAGCCUGAUUUACCUGUCAUAGAGGCCGAGUGGAGUAACCUGCAGGCAGGGAAAUCGGUGUCUUUCGAGAUCCGAAUGAAAAAGGAAUGGCAAGCCACCAACCCGUUCGGCGGCGAGACGCUCGAUCUAGAAUAUACAUGGGUGCUCGCCAUGGCCUCGCAGCACACAACCAAGAACGGCCCUACUAUUAUGGGCUGCCUUAUUGAUAUCAAUCGGCAAAAAUGGGCUGAAGAUUUCCAUAAGCGGAAAACCGAAGAAGCAAUCCAAAUGAAGCAACAACAGGAACGUUUUAUAGACAUGACUUCGCAUGAGAUGAGAAAUCCUUUGAGCGCGAUCUUCCAGUGUUCAGACAGCAUCGUGUCGUUACUUGAAUAUGCAAUGCAAAUACGCGGUAAAGGAGACUCCGAUAGGAAAUCUAGUGAGGCAAACGAAAUGGCACUAUUGGACUCCAUCAAGAGCUGUAUAGAAGCAGCGCAAACAAUCUCACUUUGUGCUCAGCACCAAAAGCGGAUCGUUGAUGAUGUCCUCGUGCUUUCCAAGAUGGAUGCAAAUAUGAUCGAGAUUACCCCUUUGGAGACCAAUCCCCAAAAACUUCUCAAGAGUGGACUCGGCAUUUUUGCCUCCGAGCUUCGCGCAAACGAUACACAAAUGGAGUUUCGUGUGGAGGAGUCAUACGAGAAGUUAGGAGUGGAAUGGGUGCGGCUAGACCCAAGCCGUCUGCUCCAGGUUCUGAUCAACCUCACCACGAAUGCGCUCAAAUUCACAAUUUCUGAAUCCAAAGUACGAAGGAUAAUUGUGUCGCUUGGAGCAUCAAGCACGCCGCCUUCCUAUCUUUCAUCCAAUCGUUCGGGCUUCACGUACUUGCCCUGUUCUGGAGACACUGUCGACCCGACAUCUCGUCCAGAAUGGGGAUCUGGAGACCCUGUGUAUAUACACCUCUCCGUCGAGGACACCGGUCGAGGCAUAAGCGAAGCCGAGAUGAAGCAGCUUUUCAUGCGCUUCCAGCAAGCAUCUCCUCGCACUCAUGUGGAAUACGGCGGAUCUGGAUUGGGUCUUCACAUAGCUCGUCAAUUGACCGAACUGCAAGGUGGUCAGAUAGGAGUCACCUCAGAGAGAGGCAAGGGCAGCACCUUCUCCUUCUAUGUCAAAGGGCGGCGAUGCAAUCCCGCCGAUACCAGACUACUGGGAUCGGGAGCUGCCACUGUAAACUUCUCUAGACAGCUAGGUUCCUCAAUUACUACUCUCCCAGUAAUCCAACCACCACAGCCAUGUGAGAUAUCCACUGAAUCACUCUCAGUCCAGGGAUCGCAGAAGCUCAAUAUCCUUGUAGUCGAGGACAACCUCGUCAACCAAAAGGUGCUAAGCCAGCAACUCCAUAGACUGGGCUGGCAUGUAUCUGUUGCAAAUCAUGGCCUUGAAGCCCUGGAGUACCUGAAACAAACGGUCUUUUACGACAACUUAUGCGCCACAGAGCACAGAACCCCUCUCGAUUUGGUAUUGAUGGACAUCGAGAUGCCUAUCAUGGAUGGUUUGACGGCUACCAGGAAGAUCAGGCAGCUACAAGCUGAGGGAACAAUAACGGGCCACGUGCCGAUCAUUGCGGUUUCGGCAAAUGCAAGAGCUGAACAGAUUGUGAAAGCAACCGCCGCUGGAAUGGACGACGUUGUGUCCAAGCCUUUCCGAAUACCUCAACUCGUCCGCCAAAUCGAGCAGCUCCUUGCAAAAGGGUGA